CAUUAUUAGAUAUGAUUGAUUGUAGAUUUGUAGUACUUUAAAAGUAAAUCGGGAAUUUUGGAGUCAAUGAUCGAUUUUCUACACCCGUAGAGUAGUAGUCGUUAAACUGAAUCGCAUCGCUACAACUCAUCGUCAGUCCAUCGUCUUCUUCAUCUUGCUCUACAUUAUAUUAUGGCGGAAAUUUCGAAGCUUUAAACCCAAAACCUCAUCUCCCAUGGCUAAACCCCUGUUGAAAUCUCGCACGAUCCUCGAACCUUUUGCACAAUUCAACGCAUCGUCAUCAUCAAUUCGAUCUCUAGCUCUUUUUUCCACAUCUCCUUCCGAAACCCUAAUAUACGUCGGCACUGUCUCCGGUAAACUCCUCCUACUCUCUCUUCAUCAUCCCAGUUCCAAUUCUAGUAAUAGUCAUAACCAAGAGAGUAGUAGUAACAAUGAGAACAGAGAUAACGAUGAUCAAAUUAAAUUUGUUCGGCAUAUGUCGAUAAGCGACUGUGCAGUAGAAUCAAUACAUGUAUUUGGUGAAAUUGAGAAGAUUUUAGUUGUUUCCGACGGGUUUAUACAUUUUGUUGAUUUAGAAUUAGUUAAACCUGUGAAAAAGAUCGGUGCUCUGAAAGAUGUUAGUUUUGUUGCUAGGAGGUUGAGGAGUAAAGGAAAUGAGGGUUUCACAAAGUUAACCGUGGGAGGUGGAGCAGAUGCAAGUGGUGGCUCGAGUUUCUUGCAGAGAUUAGGUGGUGGUGGUGGUGGUAGGUUAAAUGGUGGUGUUGUGAAUGAUUUACCUAUUGAUGAUAACUGUGUUUUUGCUGCUGCUGUUGGGAAGAAACUGAUUUUAGUGGGGCUUGUUGGUAGGAGUAAUGAGAGUUAUGAUAGUGUUGCAGGUACUCUUGUGACCAUGAAAGAGAUUCAAUGUGUUGAUUUAGUUAAAGAGAUGGUCUGGAUUGAUGAUUCCAUUGUUGUGGGUAGUUCAAGUGGUUAUUAUUUGUGUUCAUGUGUUACAGGUCAAUGUGGUUUGAUCUUUUCAUUGCCAGACAUGAGUACACCAUGUCUUAAGGUUUUAAAAAAAGAGUAUAAAGUUCUUAUGCUUGUUGACAAUGUUGGGAUUAUUAUUGACUCUCAAGGGCAACCAGUGGGUGGAAGUUUGGUCUUUCAUGGAUCUCCAGAUGGUAUAGGGGAGAUGGGCACAAGUGUCAUUUCUCUUCACAAUGGAAAAAUGGAGCUGUAUCUUAAAAAAACAGGGAAAUGUGUUCAGAAGAUUGUGUUUUCAGUAGAAGGAACUGGUCAACGUGUCAUAGCAGAUGAUGAAGAUGAAACUGGCAAGGUGGUGGUUGUAGCAACAUCAUCCAAGGUAAUUUGCUACUUGAAAGUACCCUCUGAAGAACAAAUUAAGGUUUUUUUGAGAAAGAAGGAUUUCAAGGAGGCUAUUUCUUUGGUUGAGGAGCUUCAUGAUGAUGGUGAAAUAACAAAGGAAGCAAUGUCAUUUGUUCAUGCUCAAGUGGGAUUCUUGUUAAUGUUUGACUUGCAUUUUGAAGAAGCAGUUGACCAUUUUCUAUUAUCAGAAACCAUGCAGCCUUCUGAGAUUUUUCCAUUCAUCAUGCCAGAUCCAAAUCGUUGGUCAUUGCUGGUACCUAGGAAUCGUUAUUGGGGUUUACACCCUCCACCUGCCCCUUUGGAAACUGUUAUUGACAAUGGAUUGAUAGCUAUUCAAAGAGCUAUUUUUCUUAAAAAAGCAGGUUUGGAGACAGCUGUAGAUGAUGAUUUCCUUUUGAAUCCUCCAAAUAGAGACGAUUUAAUGGACUCUGCUAUAAAAAACUUAAUCAGGUACUUAAAGGCUUCACGUGAGAAAGAGCUGACAUCAUCUGUGAAGGAGGGAGUUGACACGUUAUUAAUGUAUCUUUAUAGAGCUCUGAAUUUAGUUGAUGAAAUGGAAAGUCUUGCUUCUUCUGAAAACUGGUGCAUAGUGGAAGAGUUGGAAACUUUACUGAAUGAGUCAGGGCAUUUAAGGACACUUGCUUUUCUUUGUGAAAGCAAAGGGAUGAGUUCUAAGGCUCUUGCCAUUUGGAGAAUAUUGGCAAGAAACUAUUCAUCCGGAUUUUGGAAGGACCAAACACGGAUAAAUGAAACAAGUGGGGAAGGUGUAAACAUUAUAUCUGGUAAAGAGACUGCAGCAACUGAAGCUUCAAGGAUUCUUGAAGAAUUAUCUGAUAAAGAUCUCAUUCUGCAACAUCUUGGAUGGAUUGCAGAUAUUAACCAGGUGCUUGCUGUUCGAGUAUUGACAUCUGAAAAAAGGAGUCAUCAGCUUCCACCAAGUGAUGUAAUUGCUGCAAUUGACACGAAAAAAACUGAAAUUCUUCAAAGAUAUCUGCAAUGGUUGAUUGAAGAACAAGACUCUGAUGAUCCUCAGUUUCAUACAUCAUAUGCUCUUUUACUCACCAAAUCAGCACUUGAAAGUUAUGAAACAGAAAUUUCAUCUGAAGCUGGAACCUCAAAGCAGAUUAAUGGUUUGGAGCCUGAAAAGCAAUCCAUAUUCCAAAAUCCUGUGAGAGAGAGACUGCAAUUCUUCUUACAGUCUUCAGAUCUGUAUGACCCUGAAGAAGUUCUUGAUUUGAUACAAGAAUCAGAAUUAUGGUUGGAAAAGGCUAUUCUUUAUCGAAAACUAGGGCAAGAAACAUUGGUGCUCCAGAUCCUAGCUGUAAAAUUGGAGGACAAUGAUGCUGCUGAACACUAUUGUGCUGAAAUUGGAAGACCAGAUGCUUAUAUGCAGUUGCUUGAUAUUUAUCUAAACCCAACAGAUGGGAAGAAACCCAUGUUCAAAGCUGCUGUUAGGCUUCUCCAUAAUCAUGGAGAAUCUCUUGAUCCUCUGCAAGUUCUUGAGAGAUUAUCCCCAAAUAUGCCCUUACAGCUUGCUUCCGAUACAAUAUUAAGAAUGCUAAGAGCUCGUCUUCAUCAUCAUUAUCAAGGACAAAUUCUUCAUAAUAUGUCACGGGCUGUUGGGCUUGAUGCAAAUUUAGCAAGAUUGGAGGAAAGAUCACGACACGUACAAAUUAAUGAUGAAAGUUUAUGUGAUUCUUGUCACGCAAGACUUGGAACAAAGUUAUUUGCAAUGUAUCCAGAUGACACCAUUGUUUGCUACAAGUGCUUCAGACGGCAGGGUGAGUCGACAUCUGUAACAGGUCGGGAUUUUACGAAUGAUCCGGUGUUUAAACCCGGGUGGCUUGUUAUUGAUUGAUGGUUAAUUAUUAUAUACAUGACAUAAAGAGUUCAAAUCCAUACAAAAUGGAUGAUGUUAUUUAGUUUUACACUGAUGUAAGAGCCCAAUUUUUGUAUGUUGUUAUAAAAGAUAUGUAAAGCAUUCGCUGUAAUCAUGUAAAUGAAUGGAGGAUUUCAUGUUUUUUUUUGAAGAGAUUUUGUUAGAGAGGAGUACGAUUGCAAAUGAUUGUUUUGGUAUUUUGUCGAUUAUAUAAUUUAUACAAAGUUUGAUUGUCGAUAACAAUGAUGAUGACUAGUAUUUUCCAAUUUGUUUUACUUUGUUAGACAUGUGUUUUUAGUUUUUGUAUUGAUUAUUUUUAUGUUAUUGUCUAGCAAAUACUUGAAAGUUCAAAUACUCAUUGAUAAUAAUAAAAUAAAACGAGGGGUAAAUUGCAAUCUAUAUCUAUCUUUCUAGGAUACGUUGAAAUUGUAAUCUAUCCUUAAUUGUCAAACUCGUAACGUACGAGGUUCAAAUUGGUUAAAUCUCUAAGUGUAGAGGUAUGUUUGAAAAUUUAGUUCUUCUCUAUCAUUCCGCCACUCUGCUACAAGGGCGCAGUAGCUCUGCUUCUCUCUCGUGCAAGACUUGGUCCUCCGGUGACGGCGCAGCUCAUUAAAAAAAUAGCCUUCCGGCAGAUCGCCGGAUGUCUGCUACUGUGAGCGGUCGAUCUCGAAGCAUUCUCAUUAAGGUCUUGUAAUAUUGAACAACCAAUGUUGGAAGUUAACAAGUGAAUGGGAAUCGAAGAGAAAGAUUAUAUUUAUAAACAAGCGAUGAAAUUGUUCAUCAAAAUUCGAGUUUGAUGAUCUGCUCAGCUUCAGAGAGAUCUUGAUAUCAGGGGUGAUUGAGGAGAUGAGUCAGACAUACAGAUCAAAAUUGAAGUCAUUUAACAAAUUUCAUAAAGAUAAGCAAGUCCUUGCGCUGCUCCAAGCAUAAUUUGUAAUCUUCUUUGCCAUGGAAGAGGAUCGUGAGAUUUUCUGAAGAGAUGAUCUUCUAAGCUUUUAUUCGGCAUGAACUCAUAAACCAACAGGCGUUGGAUCCCUCGUUCACCAUCCAUGGCGCAGUAUCCAAUUAGUUUGACCAAAUUCGGGUGGUCAACUACACCAAGAAAUUGUACUUCAGCUACCCAUUGUUUGUGACCCUGCAUCCCAGAUAAAGAAAGAAUGUACUUUCAAUCAUUCGUAAUGUACAUCUUGUAAUGCACAGUGUGUGAAAAGGAAAAAAAUAGUGAUUAUUGCUUCAA
Lactuca sativa (garden lettuce) is the source of this 4481-nucleotide messenger RNA. Its product is annotated as Vacuolar sorting protein 39. NCBI's taxonomy places the organism in Eukaryota, Viridiplantae, Streptophyta, Magnoliopsida, Asterales, Asteraceae. Gene Ontology annotation, biological process: endosomal vesicle fusion; vesicle-mediated transport; intracellular protein transport. The record is from RefSeq and is a predicted model, not a curated record. Gene Ontology annotation, cellular component: cytoplasm; membrane.